CAUACUUGGUAUACCGAACCAGCCGCUUCCAUUUACAAACGUGUUUCCAUUUUUCCCGUUUACUUUUUUUCGAGUGCGUGUCGCCACUUCCACAAUUUUCAUACAUAUACCAACCACAAAAUGUCGACGGAACGGUGCCGGGCGAGUCUCUUCGCUCUCGUUGCCAGCUUAGCAGUAGUAUCCUGUGCACAAGUUGAAGACCCAUGCAAGACUAAAUCAAGAAUUGUCGCGGACGACAAGUACUGUGACAAAUACUGGGAGUGUGACGGUGGCCAAGCAGUACAAUACGACUGCCCCAAUGGACUGGUCUUCGCUGGAAAACAUCGGGGUGUGACGGAAGGGUGCGACUACCCUUGGAGAUCGAAUUACUGUGAAUACCCCAAGGCGCAAAUAAAUCCACCGAUCGGCACAGAACACUGCGACUGGUUGUACGGCAUCUUCGGACAUGAGACCUCUUGUACAAGAUACUGGACGUGUUGGAACGGAACUGCCACUGAACAGCUGUGUAUCGGUGGUCUUCUGUACAACGAGAACGCACACUCCUGCGACUGGCCAGAGAACGUGGAUGGGUGCCAGAAACAUCCUCUCUGCAACGAAGACCCCAACGGCAACGUGCCCCUAGGCAAGUCCUGCAACCGCUACUGGCAGUGUCAGGGAGGCUACCCUCGUCUGCAGCGCUGCCCAGCCAUGCUGGUGUUCGACAGGCGCUCUCUGAGAUGCGUGGUACCACCCACCGAAGACUGCGAAAUCCCUACCACCACCACACCACAGCCGGAGGAAGAAGAUGUAAGACAGGGUCAAAAACAACCAUCAAAAAGGCCAAUUAACCAGCAGCAUCAAUACCAAGAAGAAGGAGAAUCACAACAAGGUCGUCAGAGAAUAAGGAAUUAGGAAAUACAUUUUUCGAAUAUAAGUGUACUUAAUUAGUUUCUAAAUAUUUCAAAUGGGCAUAAAAUCUCUCUUUAAGCACCAAAUUUUCCAAUAAUAGGCAUAAUU
Molecule: messenger RNA, 996 nt
Organism: Maniola jurtina (meadow brown)
Lineage: Eukaryota; Metazoa; Arthropoda; Insecta; Lepidoptera; Nymphalidae
Product: protein obstructor-E-like
Exons: 7
Coding region: 121-891 (256 amino acids)
Cellular component (GO): extracellular region
Molecular function (GO): chitin binding
Source: RefSeq, a predicted model, not a curated record